ACUCUAGAGACCUCAGUCGCACUGCUGUCGAUGCCUUUGCGCGAUGCCAGGGUUGCUGCUCCGCGCCACGGCGAUAGGCUCCUCGUCCAGAAGCCAGCCCACAGAAAAUAAAGGGUGGACACUUUAUAGAACUUUCAGCAGCGCACUGAGCGCAGCAGUCUCUCACCUGACGAGACAACCGUAUCUUGGUUUGUGACUAGUUCUAGGAUUUCACUUUUUAUUGUAUUUUUGGUGCAGGUUUUUAAUAAGCGAGCAAUCAUGAAUCAUUUUAACCCCCAAGUGGAAGCAUGCCCAUCCUCAAGAACCUCCCAGCGCGGCUGAAGGGAGGCAGCAGGGUGAACGGGGAGUUGGAGAACACGCGUGGCGAGCUGAUCCUUCGCAAGAUGAGCCUGAAGUUGAAAUCCAGCGCCUUUGAGGUGCCCAGUGACAGUGAGGAAUGGACUCAGGCGCACUCACUCCUGGACGGGGGCACACCACGAGACCGUAACCCCUUCGAGGACGAGGAGGAUGAGAAUGAGGCGAACGAGGAGAGACGUGGCGGCUCAGGGAGGAGUUCGUUCAAGGGCACCCUGGAACGCAUCCGAGGCGUGUCCCCGCUGAAGACUCUGGGCAAGCUGGGCAAGGGGCUCCGUAUGUCAGGCCGCAGUAAGGGCACUGCCACCCCUUCCCCUCAGGGGUCCGUUGCAAGCACCCCCACCUCAGAGAAGAAGAAGAAGGGCCGACGGAGCUCAGAGGGAAGCUUACUCAGAUUUGCAGGGAAGUGCAGGGAGAGCCUUCGCAAGGAAAGCCUGCCCAACGGGGAGCUGUGCUCAGAGAGCGAGGGGGGCGACUCUUCCAGCCGCCGGCUCUCCUUCAUGAAGAUGGUGGGCCUGGGCAAGCUGAAUAGGGGGUCCAUGGCCGACCACUCGUCUCAUGAAGAGGAGGUGGUGGAGGAGGAAGUGGUGGAGGAGGUGAAGCCAAGGGAGCCCCUCUCAGUUCUAGAAAUUCUGCAGCUGGUGACUAAGAGAGACCUGUUCCUGGCUGACACACACAUCCUGGAGCUGGAGCAGGAGUGUAACGAGGCGGCCGCAGCGACCCUGCCCUCAUCGCCAGCAGGUGGUGCUGUCCCAGAGGACCUCAACAGCCCCGGGAGCAAAGACGGCGGCAGGCGCAAAGCCAAAGACGUGGAGCUGCUGUACGAAGCCCUGCAGAAGGAGCUGUGGGCGGUGGUGCGUGAGUCGCUGCGCUCCCCCACGGCGGGGCCCAACCUGGGGCUGGUGGUGCAGGUUCUGCAGCAGGAGGAGCAGGCGGACCGGGACUGGGCGCAGGGUGAGGGGGCGCUGCCCGGAGGCCCCAGACCCAGGCAGCUGAAGCAGCGGUGGAAGGAGGCGGUGGCGGAGGCAGCAAACGGGAGCCUGCCCCAGAGGAACGAGGCCCAGGGCGGGGAGCUGGCGGACUACCUGGACAGGGUGCGGACCCGGGUGGUGGAGGACCUGGGGGCGGCCAAGAGGAAUGUGGUGCCAGUGUACCCAGAGGAGUACGAACCCUUCCAGGUGUACCUACAGAGCUACCACCAGGCGGUGGCCCGCAGACUGCAGAGCAUCACUGACGACCAGCUGCUGAUCACAGAUAUCUACUCUCUGCUGGACUGGCUCUACAACAUCUAUAACAAGGACGUCCUUGGAACAGUCAGCGUGACGACGCCCUUCAACAGGUCCCAGCUGGGGCCGUUGUUGCCCUCGGAGACCGUGGACAAACUGGAGCUGGACUGUCUCAACUCUGUCAGGGAGAAGGUGACCACAGAGCUGUCUCAGGUGCUGGACGAGGAGGAGAAGCGUUGGAUGGAGACGCUGCACAUUGAGGAGUAUCAGAUCACGCUGGCUCGCACCGUCAUCCAGAGGCUGCAGGUAGAUCUUGAGCAGUCAGCUGCCAUCGACAGAAACCUGGGUUCCCUUGUGGCUCAGUGCAGUCUGAAUGGUCUCGCUGACUUCCUGUACAGCUUCCAAAGGAAAGUGGAGAUGUUCCAUGAGGGUCUGGUCAACAUGGUUGGGGAUAACGAGGAUGGAUAUGUCUCCAAGACCAUUGCCCUGGUCAACUGCUGUCUCCCUUUCAGGGGUUUUGCCCAGCGCUGUGUGCAGUGCGACCCUGCCAUCAAUGAGGACUCAGCCAGGCGAGCAAACACUUCCCUGGACAGAAUAGUCAACCAGGGAGUGAAGGUGCUGAGUGACAGACUGUAUGAGCGCAUAAGGCCCUUCUUUGACAAGCUGGUGAAGAGGAAGUGGCUGAACAACACAGAGACCUAUGAGCAAAUCGAGUCCCAUAUUAAGGAACACUUCAAGAAGUUCCGCAGGAUGGACAGCCCACCCUAUCAGGUCCUGGUGGGAGAGGUGCAUAGACGGGUUCUGAUGGAAUACCUGCGCUCCCUCAUGAGGGGGAGGAUCAUCUGCACGUCACUCAGAAUGAGGAAGAGGAUGGCUGGACGACUGCGUGAUGAGGGCAAGCAGGUCAAAGUGCUCUUCAAAGAUCUGGAAUCUCCCUCCUCCUGGCUGGACAGUGCUAUACCACACCUCUCUGAGAUCAUCCUCCUGGAAGACAUCCCCUCCAUCCAAAUGGAGGUGGGGGUCCUGGUGAGGGAGUUCCCAGACAUUCGGAAGAAACAUGUGUCGGCCAUCUUGAACAUCCGUGGGAUGACUCGGCAGACGGAGCGCCAGGAGAUCCUGAACAUCGUGAAGGACAUUGAGAACAGUGACACCCUGACGCGGCUGUCCCGCGACCGCGCCCUCUUCUCCGAGGUGCCCGUCACAUCCGAGGUGCACUGCCUGAACUUGGGCCUGAGCCGUAUCGCCCUCACCGCCUCCUCCUGCUUCUCCAGCCUGAGACGGCGGCGUACCAAGAGAGGCCCGGUCAGAGAGGCGUACGACGACAUGCUCUAACGGCCCUAACUGCUCUGGAAACGGCCCUAACUAACGGCCCUAACUGCUCUAAGUCACAAUGGAGCUUGUUGUCAAGUUCUGCACAUGGUAGCAAUACCAGGGGUGGACAGCAUAACACAUUGAGGAAGUGGAACAACACAUGGAAAGAAUAGCCAUGUUGUGACCUUUCACAGCCACCUUGAUAAAGAAAGUGUGAUGACUGUUUCCCUUGUGAGCGAUAUGCCUAGUCCUUGCAAGACUGGGAAAGAGCUUUCAUAAGUGCAACCAUACAGAGGAAAAUAUAAAAAUACCCAUUUAAGAGGACUUUUGGACUUGAAUCCCUGUGGGUUGUUGGCAUUGACUCCUUUUGACAAAGGGCAGUGGAAAGAGACACAAACAACCUAUUGGAGAAGAUUCUGAAUACUGCACCUAGGUGACUAUGAGGGUUAGAUAGGAACUAUGGUUUAAAUCAGUUCCACUGAUCAAGAGCACUGUUUGGAAUAAAUCAAAAUGUCACAUACAAUCCCAUAACGUGCUGACAUUGAUAUGGGUAAGGUUGGAGUCUGUUUUGUAGUUGCACAUGAUAAAAGCUUGAUCUAAGGUACUACACCAUUUUUAUUAUCUGUCAUCUCUGUGGUGACUGUCAUUGUAUUUAAAAUAAAAGAUUCAUAGUUUAUUUUCAUUUUGUGACAUACAGUAUAUGGGCUAAUGUAUGUUGAGCAACUCAAGAGAAGAUUGAAGCCUGUGUGAGUGGAUGAAAUCAUAACUGCCUAUUUAUGUACCAAGCAAUGAACUUAUUUAUUUUAGUGUGGUUUGAGUGUCUUGUAAUCAAUGUCGAACUGUAAAUCCAAGUCAAAUUAAUGUAUGAUCAUUCCAAGCUUGUGUUUUCUCCGGGUUUUGUCAAAUGCUGAGACCCUGACUAAAAUAAUCCGACAGCCAUCAUUGAAGAUUAAGAUAAAGAUUAUUUUCAGCUGUGUACUUUUACCUAUGUAAAUUAAACAAUGAAUAAUUACUAUUCUUCAUGAUUGUUGACAACAUAAAUAUUCUAAUCCUCAGAUAAUUAGAUUGAUACUUGCACCUUUUAAUUUUUUUUUUAUAUCAGCCUUAUUUUUUAUUUUUUUAAAUCAACUAGCAGACAUUUUGGACUGAGACUUCUCCAACUGUUCUUUGGUCACACACUGAUUUAAAACGUUUCAUCUGUUCACCUGAUGUUCCAUAAUUGAACAGCUGGAUGUAAUAAUCUAUCUGCUUUGAAAUCGUACAUAAAUCAUCUAAUUAAAUGAGAAUAAACGACAACAGA
Molecule: messenger RNA, 4191 nt
Organism: Salvelinus namaycush (lake trout)
Lineage: Eukaryota; Metazoa; Chordata; Actinopteri; Salmoniformes; Salmonidae
Gene: exoc3l2b
Product: exocyst complex component 3-like 2b
Exons: 13
Coding region: 288-2912 (874 amino acids)
Biological process (GO): exocytosis; exocyst localization
Cellular component (GO): exocyst
Molecular function (GO): SNARE binding
Source: RefSeq, a predicted model, not a curated record